AUGUUCCACGAACCAUUUUAUUUAUUAUUUAAACCUACUUUCGAUCUAGCAAUUGGGGACAUUGUAAUGGAGGGAAAAUUUGAAAAGAUUCGUAUUCAGAUUAACUCUAAACUGGAUAAUCAGAAACAAAUUGCUCAGCUACUGUUGGCCGUUGAACAAACGAUCAAAGAGCAGAAUGUUGCCGCCACAGCGACUGCAUAUUUUGGUGCACUAAUGACAAUCCUUGAUCAAACGUCACAAAACGAAAAGGCCAAAGAGCUGCGUGGACCGAUCUUGUACAUUUUGAAUAUGGUAUUACCCGAACUGCCGCAAGCAAUAUUGCGCAAUAAGUUCAAUGAAAUAUGGUCAAUAUUAUCACAAGUCUUGGAAGAAAAGGAGAUAGAAGCUGCUAUGCUCAGAUCGGUUGCAGGGUGUCUGGAAAGUCUCCUCCUCGUCCAAGAUGCGCAAAAAUGGAAUGAUUCAUUAGCUAGGAAGGCAUUUACAUCUUUGCUGCUACUCUCUGUGGAUCGCAGGCCCAAGCCACGAAAGAGAGCGCAAGAUGCCGUAAUCAGUAUUCUGAAUCAUCCUCCGGUAUCAUCUGUUCUCCAUCCAGCCGCUGGAAUGGCGUCAGAAUAUUGUUUGAGGAUUUUGAAAACCAACGUAAAGUCAGAUAGACAAUCGGCGAUGCAUAUACUUUCGCUCGUCAAGGCAAUUGCUGGAAAUUGGCCGGCAAAUGGUCUUACGAUUCUCUGUCAAACUCUGUUGAGCUUACCUAAAUACAAUGACGCCUUUCUUACUGUAUCAACGUUUGAAGUUUUUGAAGCUCUUUUUAGAAAUAAUGGUGAUGGAUUUGCCAACAACGGAAUCGAAGAUAUAAUAAAAUCUUUAGUCAAACUCACGCCAAAUAUACAAGAUGUCCAAGUAGCUCCUGUGUGGUUAGAAGUGGUCUCGAGAGGCUAUGUAAUGUAUUCAAAAGUUGAUCCAUCAUCAAGCGCACAAUCCUUCCAUGAUUUCUUCUCGAUACUGUUUACGCUUGUCGAAUCCGACAAACCAGUUAUAAUAACGGCUGCUUCUCGAUGUCUCGCGACACUGGUGUCUGAAUGCAUAACAGAUGAAAUGGUUAAAGAGACGUUGUCUAAAUCGGACGCUCAACGUGAAAGCACUAUUUUGGCAAAAACUAUUGCAACAGUUGAAGGAGGGUUUUCGAUCAAAUAUCAAGCUGCGUGGGGAGGGAUUUUGAGUAUAUUGAAGACGAUGUUUGAACGACUGGGUAAAUCAUCCAAAGAGCUCUUGUUGCAUCUUUUGGACAGGAUUGCCGAGUUGAGAGUCGAUUCUGCGCUCGGAUUAAAGGAUGUUGCCGACAAGACGCUUGGAGCGGCUAUCACACACGUAGAGCCAGAGCUUUUUUUGAUGGUACUUCCUUUGAACUUGGAGAAUCCUGGAUCAACGGAAAUUGGUCGCGCGUGGCUUUUACCUUUAUUAUUAUUAAAAGAUCAUAUUCAAAAUACCUCUUUGGCUUAUUUUAUACGAGAAUUGCUGCCCAUGAGCGAAAAACUUGCCCAGAAAUCGAUAGAAUUUCAAAGUAAAAAUUGCAUGAUUGAGGCAAAAGCACUCAGAAAGGAAACGGCGGAAAUGUUAAGCACAAAGUUGUACAAGAAACCUGAAUUGCGACAAACUAUAUGUCAAGCACUGAAAUUAUUGGUCGAGAAGAACAAAAAAUUCUUGACUUUUAAAGAAGAUGACGACAAGCUUGGAUACAGAUUCAAAAUGGACAAGACGGCCGCGAAAGCGAACGUUGAGCUACUUUCAAGAUAUGCCCCUAAUUAUCUCGCAGUAUUCUUUAAUGUCUUUAGUCAAUCCUGUCUUGGAAGUCGCGAAUACAUUCUAGACGUUAUCAAUACAUAUUUGAGCAUUACGAGUGCGCAGGACAUUGCUGUUACGUUUCGUAAAGUUAUUCAAUUGUUUAUUGAAGCAUGCGCAGAUCCUGUGCCUUCAACAACAAAACCAGACGAGCCACCACCAACAAAACACGUUAUGCUAGAUUUGGCUAUUACCAUGAUCCCCUACCUGGAUUUACAAGACACCAAACAAUUCUACGACUUGAUUUCGAACCUACUUUCUGAAGAGGACCAUACGCAAAAAAGAAUAUACAAAACCUUUGUCAAGAUGUCGGGGACAGAUAAUGGCAAAAUAGUCAUCACACAAAACCUGGAUGAUCUACAAAAGAAGCUGCUCGCGACGACUGCAUUGGCUGCUGCUCCUGCGAAAAAGGACCGACUGCGUCUAUUGAGUGAGGUUGUAAAGUUACUACCAUCGGAUGAUUUGCAUUUGAUACCCAGUGUGUUGAGCGAGGUCAUAUUAUCGACAAAAGAAGCAAAAAAGAUUCGUGAUGCCGCUUAUGAUUUGCUUGUCGUCAUGGGCAAUAAGAUGAAGGCCGGCGGAGUUGUUGCUAUGCAAGGAGUGGUAGAUCCCGACGAAAUCGUUGAAGAUGCUCCAUCUACAGUAUCCGCAUCUAUCGAUGAGUUUGUAUUUUCCAUGGUUGUCGCCGGACUGGCUGCGACAACGCCGUAUAUGAUGAAUGCAACAAUCGCCUCGCUGUCUCGGUUAAUAUUCGAAUUCAAAGAUGAUUUGGAUACUAGUUUGUUACACAAACUUCUCGACACGGUAGACAAUUUUGUUCGAUGUUCUACCAAAGAAAUUGUUAAAGCUGCUCUGGGUUUUGUAAAAGUAGUUAUCGUCUCGUUGUCUACAGAUUUCCUAACACCUCAUCUUCAGCAAAUAAUCAACGGAAUACUUACCUGGUCACACGAACACAAGGGCCACUUUAAGGUCAAAGUGAGACAUAUCAUUGAGAGAUUGAUUAGACGAUUUGGCUACGAAGCCGUUGAAAAAUGUGUUCCAGAUGAAGACAAGAAACUCUUGAUCAACAUUAAAAAGAGGAAAGAGCUACAGAAAGUACGCCGUCAGGCUUUAACAAGCGCUUACGAAGAUGCUUUAUAUGGAAGCGAGAGUGACUUGGAAGACUCGGCCGACGAAAUCGAAGAGUCUGCUUCCCGCAAACCCACGAAAUCAAAGAAAGACAAAUCAUCUUCCCAGAUAUGGAUCAAAGAGGAAGAAGACAUGCCAGUGGAUUUCCUUGACCGUAGUGUGGUAUCACGUAUCAUGGGAACUAACCCUCGAUCGAUUCGCAAGAAACCGAAAGCAUCAUCAGCGUUUAAAACGACGGGUGACGGCCGUAUGAUAAUUGCAGAAUCCGAUGAUGAAGAUAAUCCUGCUGCCAAGGUCACGUCAGAUGUUACCAUGCAAGAUGUCGAGGAACGAUAUCUCGAAGCUCAGCAAUCCGUUAACGCGUAUACUCGCGGACAGGGGAAUAAAAUAAAAUUCAAAACGAGAAAAAACGACAUGGAUUUUGAUGACGUUGAGCCCAUAGACGCAAUAGCAGUCAGGAAUGCGAAAAAGAAAGAGAAAAAGAUAGUAGUUGGCAAGGAGUAUAGAGCCAAGAGGGCUGCUGGAGAUGUGAAGAAAAAAGGAAAGCCCGACCCGUAUGCUUAUGUGCCCUUAGCUAGCAUAUACAAAAAAGCGGGACAGAAGGGUAGUAAGAUUUCGAUGGUGGCAAAGGGCAGGGUGCAAAAGCGGCGUGCGUAA
Molecule: messenger RNA, 3624 nt
Organism: Paraglomus occultum
Lineage: Eukaryota; Fungi; Glomeromycota; Glomeromycetes; Paraglomerales; Paraglomeraceae
Source: the annotation of a GenBank genome assembly